UUUCUGUACUUUCUUAUCCAAAACAAAAUUAGGGUUUUCCAGCAAGUUUGAAGGGAGAGGGGGGCAAGAUGAUGACGACGAUUAUCUAACUUAGUUUAUCUCAAUAUAGCAGAGAGAUCCCAUCCAAAUCAAAAUUAGGGUUUUGGGUUUUCCAACAAGUUUUGAAGGGCGAGGGUUUCCAACAAGUUUGACGAGAGAGGGGGCGAGAUGAUGAGGACGUUUUAAGUUUUUCUUUUUUUCAUUAUUCGUUGCUUGAUGCUAUGAUUAUCAUUUAGUCCGUCUCAAUAUAGCAGAGAGAUACGCAGAGGUUCUCUUGGGUGGGUGGGUUGAGACAGGGAACUCUGAGACAUGGCUGAUCUCCCAAACGAUUUGAUGAUAAAAAUCCUCACUUUGCUCCCUCUUGAAUGUAUUCUCAGAUUCAAGACUGUUUCUAAAUCGUGGAAUGAACUUCUUUCCUCUUCAUCUUUCGCUGCAAUGCAUUAUCUCCCAUCUUCUCCUCCCUUUCCUCUGUUUCUCAACUGUGAGGAUGGCACCAUCUAUUACUUUCCUCCAACCGAACGUGGGGCAAAAAACCCUCCCUCUCUCUACCCAAUUGAUUCUACCCCCCAAAAAAUUUAAUUUUCAGCCGCAUUGUCGGCCGGUGACGUUAAAUUUUAGCCAUGGCAUGGUUUGUUUCCAAGCAUCAGAUUCUCUGGAUUUUUUCGUAGGUAACCCUGCAACAGGGAGAUGUACCUUUCUUCUGAGACACGGCGAGAUCUUCGGAGCAAUGGCAACGGGUUUUUAUUUUGACCCAAUCUCUCUAAAUUUCAAGAUCUUUGCUUUGGGGAUCUUCGAAGUAAAAAUGGUGUGUAUCGGCGCUAUCUUCUAUAUCCUCAUUGGUGAUACUCUGGUGGCUUUUGAUGUAGAGAGAGAAACACGGGAAGAAAUCUCCACUCCGGAGAAUAUAAAUCGCUUGAGCUCUGAAGUUCAAUUAUGGAAUGGUCAGGUAUCUUUUACCCAUAUAAAUGGAGAACUGAAGCUGAAAAUGUGGGUUUUACAUGAAGAAAAAAAUUGGAUUCAGAUGAUAGAAGUGGACCUUCAGAGCAUGAAGCGCAUAGAAAACAGAAGUUCGAGACUUAAAAUGAUGCGUCCUCUUCUCUUGUUUGGCGAUACAUUUUUCAUCUCUCUUCUCUUCGAGGAAGAGAAGAACAUCAUAGCCUUUAAUGUGAAAAAUGGAAGUGAGCGAUUGAUACGUGAUGGUUAUCCCACGAGGUCUGCCAUCAUAUUUGAUACGCACCGACCUACACUCUUAUGGUGUGAACCAUUUAGACCCUGAAACACUCUUAUCGUGUGAACCAUUUGGACCCUGAAUUUGGUAGUUU
Amborella trichopoda is the source of this 1361-nucleotide messenger RNA. Lineage: Eukaryota; Viridiplantae; Streptophyta; Magnoliopsida; Amborellales; Amborellaceae. The record is from RefSeq and is a predicted model, not a curated record.